CCCUCCUUUUCCUAUUCCUCCUUGCCGCUCGCCGCACGACCCCCUUCCCUCCUCUCCUCUUCCUCUCGUCACCGAUCCAUCGCAACAGUGGCGGCCCUCGCCGCUCUCUCUGGCCGUCUCUCGCCAUCGCGGUGGUCCUGGUCCGUUCGUGGCUUCGUCUCGCCGACGGGAGUUUGCCUUCUCUCUUCUUUCUCUCUGUUCGGCAAUUUCUCUCGCCGUCUCUCGCCGUCGCGGCUUCGUCUCGCCGGCGCUCGCGGCCUCUGCUCCCUCGCCCUCCCUCGCCUCCACCCUCCAUCAGUCUUCCGGACACGCGUGUCGAGAAAGGUUGACCGCGUGUCGGAAAAUCCGACACGUGUCGGACACGACACGGAAGCACGGACAGCGUGUCCGUGCUUCCUAGGUUGCAGGUGAUCAGCUCUAUUGAAAUUGCAGAACAUUCUGUGAGGUAGGAAUCAGCUAGAUAUUCACGGCAAGCAUCUUCUGAUUUUCAAAACUGGCACUUACAUGGAGGAUCAAGGGAAAUAUGGCAGAGGGCUUCAUGGAAAUUGGAAAGCUUUCGUUUUCGCCCCUUUUUCACUCUCUCUGUGUCAUUUUUAUCUCUCUGUUGAACUUUUCGAUAGCAUUUGAUUCCUUAAGUUCAGGUCAGUCCAUUAAAGAUGGAGAGAGAUUGGUCUCUUCAGGCCAAAGCUUUGAGCUUGGCUUCUUCUCUCCAGGAAACUCCAAGUAUAGGUACUUGGGGAUAUGGUACAAACUUAGUCCUGAAAAAAUCGUUUGGGUUGCCAACCGAAACAACCCGCUCACUGAUUCAAAUGGUGUUCUCACAUUUAGCGGUGAGAGGAAUCUAGUUGUUCUCAACCGAUCAAAGAGCGUCAUCUGGUCUUCGAAUUCAUCCAGGGUUUUAAGAAACCCAGUUGCGCAGUUGUUGGACUCUGGUAACCUUGUCGUUUCGGACAAUACCAGCUCACGCUCUGGUGAAUGGUCAUGGCAGAGCUUUGACUAUCCAACUGACACCCUUUUAGCUGGUAUGCGAUUGGGAUGGAACCUCAAAUCUGGUUUCGAGUGGCGUCUGACUUCUUGGAAAAGCACGGAUGAUCCUUCCUCUGGAGACUAUACCUACGGAUUUAAUGUUAAUGGGUUGCCCCAAAUUGAAAUGCGCAAAAGAGGCUCCACAAAAACAUUUCGAAUAGGGCCAUGGAAUGGACUCCGCUUCUUGGGAACUCCAGAGCCUAAGAGUACCCUUUUCAAUCCGAGGUUCGUUUACAAUGAAACAUAUGUAUAUUCUGAGUUUGAAUCUUCAAGGGAUGAUAUCAUCACCAUACGCACGUUGAAUCAGUCUGGUCUUAUUCAACGUCUUCUAAGGAAGAAAGAGAGCUCCACAUGGGAUGUCAUGACCUCAAAACCCCGCGAUCCAUGUGAUAACUAUGGGCAGUGUGGUGCUAAUAGUUUCUGCAAAAAUAACAGAGACCCUAGAUGCCAGUGCUUGCAGGGAUUCGUGCCCAAAUCCCAAGAAGAGUGGCAGUUAUAUAAUUCAACCAGUGGGUGCAUUAGGAAAGCUCAGUUGAAUUGCUCUCAAGAACCGAGCUUUCUGAAAAUUUCGAUGCUGAAUCUGCCCGAUCUGAUAGACUUCUGGUUAAACAAGAACAUGAGCAUCGACGAGUGCAAGGUGGAGUGUCUAAAAAACUGUUCUUGUACGGCCUAUGCUAAUUCAGAUGUUAGAAGAGGAGGAAGUGGCUGUUUGAUGUGGUUCGGUGAUCUCAUUGAUAUAAGAGAAUUUGAACAAGACAACUAUGUACAAAAUCUCUACAUAAAAUUAUCUGCUUCUGAGCUAGAUUCCAUCAAAAGCCCUGUCAAUAAGACAAAACUGUUGACUGUCACGGUGGCUUCGGUCAUUUCUGGAUUGCUCGUAGCAGCUAUAGCAUUGAGUAUUGUGUGGAAGAGCAGAACGAAAAGAAGAGAGUUCGUCCUUGUAGGCUUACAGAGUCAGAAGGAAGACAUUGAUUUACCGUUAUAUGAUUUUUCGACCAUUGCCGUUGCUACUGGACAUUUCUCACAGACUAACAUGAUUGGAGCGGGUGGCUUUGGUUCAGUCUACAAGGGAAAUCUCUCCAUGGGUCAAGAAAUAGCGGUGAAGAGGCUGUCGAAAGGUUCAAGACAAGGCCUUGAAGAAUUUAUGAAUGAAGUACUCCUAAUUGUGAAACUUCAGCAUAGGAAUCUUGUCGGACUUCUUGGCUGUUGCAUUGAGGGAGAAGAAAGAAUGUUGAUAUAUGAGUAUAUGCCAAAUAAAAGCUUGGAUUAUUUCAUAUUCGAUGAUGACAGAAGCUUCUUGUUAGCAUGGAAAAGUCGCUUCGACAUAGUUUUAGGAAUCGCGAGAGGACUGCUUUAUCUUCAUCAAGAUUCAAAACUGCAAGUCAUUCACAGAGAUCUCAAAACAAGUAAUAUUUUGUUAGAUGUGGACCUCAAUCCUAAAAUCUCAGACUUUGGCCUUGCAAGAAUCUUUGGAGGCAAUGAAAGAGAAGCAAGAACGAGAAGAAUCAUUGGUACCUAUGGCUACAUGUCUCCAGAAUAUGCUUUUGAUGGAAAAUUCUCUGUGAAAUCCGAUGUUUUUAGCCUUGGUGUAGUUUUGCUAGAGAUAGUAAGUGGCAAAAGGAACAGAGGGUUCUGCCAUCCUGAUCAUCAACACAACCUUCUUGGGCAUGCAUGGUUGCUGUGGAGCGCAGGUAGGUCCUUGGAGCUUCUACAUGAAUCUCUAUGCGACUCCUUCAUAGCAUCCCAAGUAGCGAGAUGCAUUCAUGUUGGUUUGUUGUGUGUCCAAAAGCUUCCUAGAGAUAGGCCAACAAUGUCUUCAAUCGUUUUCAUGUUAGCCAAUGAGGAAGCAAUCUUGCCAAAGCCUAAACAGCCCGGUUUCUAUAUGGAGAGAGUUCCAUCGAGCACAGAGGCAUCUUCAAUAAGGGAAGACUUGUACACAGGGAAUAUCGUUACGAUCACCAUGCCAGAAGGUCGAUGAACUUCCCAUUGAGGAUGUUCCCUGCAGUGUUGAAUUUAGAAUUUUAGAUCAACUUUCUCGGUGCAUGAUGGUAAAAAGGUUCAGAAGAUUGUGUACACAAAUCUUUGGCUACCUCGCAGCAAGGACUGUUUAGAACGAGACGAGGGCUGCAAUAAAAGAUUAUCGUUGUAUGAUUCAGUGGCUCAAGCAACAUGGGGAAGGCCUUUUUUAUUGAUCAUCGCCAAUGAUUAUUCGUGGAGAUAAAUCAUAUAAACUCUCUGACCUUUUGUAGGAGCAAGUAAUUAUAUUUACUGCUUCAAUUUAUUCUUAUAUGAUACAUCGAUACGCAGUAUCCCAA
This is a messenger RNA of Eucalyptus grandis, 3341 nucleotides long. RefSeq names its product G-type lectin S-receptor-like serine/threonine-protein kinase At4g27290. The record is from RefSeq and is a predicted model, not a curated record. Bases 524 to 3004 code for a protein of 826 amino acids. The transcript is spliced from 7 exons. Gene Ontology annotation, molecular function: ATP binding; protein serine/threonine kinase activity. Gene Ontology annotation, biological process: protein phosphorylation; recognition of pollen. Lineage: Eukaryota; Viridiplantae; Streptophyta; Magnoliopsida; Myrtales; Myrtaceae.